GUCCUAUAUCAAAAGGUAUCAGCACUUUAGUAGAACUGAUGUUCCCUUUACAGAUCAUGUUCCGAAAUGUGAAAGAGAAGGAAAUUUUUCUCCACUUGCUGGAAGAAACGAAUCUAUUUUGUGGGAAAAAAAAUUUGUGGCAAGAUUCGUUCAAUUCUGAAGAUAAUCGAAGAAGAUAUCAUGACGAAAAACAAUGUAGAGAAGUAUGCACAACUUUGCGAAAUUUGUUACCUAAACCCAAGAUGGGUUUACUUUACAUGGUUUCACACAAAAUGGCGAGUAAUAAACUGGAGGCAGAAUUCUACUUUUCGGAACAAAAUGAUGAUGAUAAGUUUAGUAGCAGUAAUCAUAUCGAUGAGGAUGAGCGAAUAAGCUGUCUCGGAACACUUACAAAGUUAGAUCAACGUAUAAUCAUGCCAUCGACAUGCUACUUGAGAACUUUCAUUGUUGGUUCUUGUAAGGGUUUAGUUUGUUAUGCCAGUCACAUCCCUAAAAGGACAUCUGAAAGAAAAGUCUAUAUUUGCAAUCCUGUCACUGGAGAGCAAAUUCAACUUCCGGUUAUUAGCAAAUGGGAUGAAAAUCCUGAUGCAGAGCAGGGGAUUGGAUUCGGUUACCAUCCUUCAAGCAAGGAGUACAAGGUUGUUAGAAUUGUGAGCCGAAUGGUGUACGUGUAUACACUCCGGGGUGGUGUUCUGUCGAAACACAACUUUAGUAUAGGAAACCAAGCCUUGUUCCGCCCUAGUAAUGUUUUACCGUCAGUGGGUGUUUUUGCAAGAGGAGCUCUUCACUGGAUAGAGAGUGUAGAAUCUAUGAUUGUAACUUUUGAUUUGGAAAAUGAGAGGUUUGAGUUGCUCUCAGGAAUACCUUCAGAACUCUGUGAUACUAACCAUGUUGAACUCAUGGAAUUGGGAGGGAAUUUGGGUGUUCUAGAAGUGUUUCCCAGCAAGCAUGUCACGAUAUGGGAGUCGAGUUUUAGGGAGACGCGUCGCAGGUUUGUUUCCACUUGGCGUACGAUUUUUAGACUAGAAUGGGAAGACUACAGCUGGUUUGAGCCAUUCGGGCUCAACAAAGGUUUGUUGUGGUACAAUGUUGUUCUCUCCUGCUAUGACCCUGUAACAAAAACUUUGAAAAAGCUUGAUGAGACUUUGAAGAAACUCAUGGAUGAUUCCAUGCUGACAGAAUAUUCCACCACUCGAGCAACCCGUCACGUCAAUAGCCUUGUUUCGUUGACAGUGGACAUGGAGGAUACAGGUGGAAAGAAAAAACAGCAGAAGGAAAGAGGAAACAAGAAAAGAAGAGCUAUGGCCUGAAAAGAGUCCAUGGGAUCACUCUGGGUGAAAGCUAAAAGGGGCACCAAGAUAUUUAUUAAGAAACUGAAGCCCCAUUUAAAGUUUACUUGUUGUCAUAGUUUACUUCUUUCAGGCCAAGUUAUGAGUAAAAAUGCUUAAAUUGUUUUUCUUUUUGGAAUUUAUGCACUUCAAUUGUGAAUUCAGAUGAAUAAACUCUUGAUUUUAAUUAGAAAUACUGUAAGCUAGC
Papaver somniferum (opium poppy) is the source of this 1536-nucleotide messenger RNA. RefSeq lists its product as uncharacterized. The transcript is spliced from 2 exons. Lineage: Eukaryota; Viridiplantae; Streptophyta; Magnoliopsida; Ranunculales; Papaveraceae. The record is from RefSeq and is a predicted model, not a curated record. Bases 39 to 1310 code for a protein of 423 amino acids.